Molecule: messenger RNA, 12884 nt
Organism: Boleophthalmus pectinirostris (great blue-spotted mudskipper)
Lineage: Eukaryota; Metazoa; Chordata; Actinopteri; Gobiiformes; Gobiidae
Product: dynein axonemal heavy chain 1-like
Biological process (GO): microtubule-based movement
Cellular component (GO): dynein complex
Molecular function (GO): dynein intermediate chain binding; minus-end-directed microtubule motor activity; dynein light intermediate chain binding
Source: RefSeq, a predicted model, not a curated record
AGCAUUUUCAACUUCUUGACGCUGACGCUUUGGACGCGCGUCUUGGCCGCUGACGCCAAAACGCUCAAGACGCGCCGCGUCGACGCCAGAUUCGCGCCGCGCUGACGCCGAAAACGCGCCGCAAAAACGCAGGACGCUCUAGUCGCGCGUCCACAUAGACUUUACAUAGAAAGUGGACGCUUUCACGCUUUGGUCUGAACGGGCCUUUAGCGUCUCCAUGGCAGCCGCACUAGCGCAGUGUUUGGAAACUGAGAUUUUGUUUCGGUCGAAGAAAAGUAUUCAACUUUGAAGAUAGCUAGUUGAUGAACUAAUUAAGCGAAGAUGGCAAUGGGACCAGAACCUCCCAAAAGUUCCUCUAAGCUCAGAUAUCCUAUAUUUGAACAGACUGGCCUGUAUACUACAAGCAUAUCCCCGUUUGUAUUUCAGGAUGAAGGUCAGUCAAUCAAUACAAUAAAAGGGAGUAAAUCAAAAAAGGUUAAUGACAAAUCCACAUCCCAGCAAGCAAAGACCUCUUACUUCUGCUCUGGUGGAGACCUGCCCAAAGUUCAGCUUCCAUACCAAACUUUUUCUGGAAAAAUCCCAAGGAAAUUAGAGAUAGAAAGACUCAGGAGGGAGUACUCACAGUUAAACCUUGAAGAUCUGCUGGAAGCAAAUGGCAUCGACACUAACAGUCUUUUGCCAAAGUAUCAGGGCAGUAGCAAUGACUCCUGUGUGUCACCCUAUCUUCCACUGGAGAUAUUUGACAAUGAAGAUUUUGACUGUCGGACCCCAGAAGACUGGCUUUCUCUGGGUAUUACUGAAGGAUCAAGUGAUCGAAAGCCUAUUCCAGCCAAAGCCCUCCUGCCAGCUGAAGUCAAAAUUGCAUUUGAUUCAGGUCCCCUUACCCAGGAACACAUCUGGCAUUUGGUUGGGGUUCUUGACUACAAUAAGGAAACAUCUUUGUACCUUGUUGAAAAGGUUCAUCUAAAAGAAUUAAGUGGAAAUUCUAGCCUUAGUGAACAACAAAAGAAGACACCACUGACUGGGGAAAAGCCAUACGUUACAGGAAGUAGAUACUGGGUACCUAGAAUUCGACUGUUAUUCAAAGCAGAGGAUCCACGCAUCUUUGUGCAGCGCAUCAAGAAUGCUCUGCAUUUAAGGGACAACGCAGAAGCGCUUGUGCUUUAUAAUCUAUCUGUUGACUGCAUGCCCAUUUGUGAAGGAACAUCGCUUGAUAGCAGCUGUCUCCAGAGGAUCAAAAAAAAAGCUCUCACAACUCCUAAUCUCAGACAGAAACGUUUGGAUGACUAUGUAAAGCACCUGGAGGAGGAGAUAUGCCUAGACUAUAGCAGGACUAUGAACAAAAUUAUAUUUGACAAUGUAGUAAUGAGUCAAUCAGGGCAGCUGUUUUCACAAAUUAUUAUUCCAAAGAAAGAACAACCACUGGUUCCUAAAAAAGAGAUUUUUCCAGCUCCUCUUUUUUCUUAUAAGGAAACAUGUGCCAAGAUUGCCUUCUGCUCCCUACUCACACAACCAAAGGUGCUGUUUCUAUUAUCUAAAAUAUGGUGUGAGUGUGACAAAGUGGCAAACAUGCAGCUGUUUAAUAUUUCCGAGAGGGAAUCACUUCGACUAAAAGACUUUGAAACCUCACAAUCGCAUUUGCACAUUCAGGUGAACUCUUAUCUUCGACAAACAUGGAUAUCAACAGUGAGCAAUGCCAUUCGGUCUCCCUUAUUAGAGAUCGGGAAAGGCACUUACAAUGUGAAUCAGUCCUCUUGGGAAAUGUAUAAGAUGUCCAAGUUGAUGAAAUUGAUGAAUGUGGUGCGCUACAAAAUGCAAGAUGCCCUGCGCUAUCUUGUGCAAAACUCUUUGGCCAGUCUUACUCAACAAAUUAUGGAUGCCUGUUAUAGUACUCUGACUUGUUGUGAAGAUCUGGUCUGGGGAGAAGACCUCAUUACUAGCCCUUACAAAUCAAAGAAACACACCUUGUUCCUACUGGACUUGGUUCUGGACCAGACUGGAGUUCAUUAUAGCACUCCUCUUGAGAGUUUUCCCUCAUCAAUUGUAAAGCUGUUUGAUAAAGGCAUUGUGGCAGCACAGAAUGUUCCACAAGUUGAAAGGUUGGUGAUGAAAAAUCUCUUCUUUGGGGAAGAUAGUUUACUUGAGUCUGUGAAUAUGCGGGAACCUGAAGUAAUCAAGCAACGAAGGGAGAUACAAGUGGCUCUUUCGCAGGCGGCCAUUCCUUUGAGAGCCUAUGCAGCCGAAUACGUCAAAUAUUUGGAACUAUAUAACCAAGACAUUGAAACACUGCUUAAAUCUAGUACACAGACAGAGUUGACAUCCCAAGUGGUGAAAAAAGAAGUGGAACAACAUUUGAAAGAAAAAGAGAGACUUGAACAAACACUACCCCUCUUUAUCAACAUUGGCCCAUUCACUGUCCAGGUAGAGACUGUUCGACUCGCAUUGUGCAAUAAAAGAAAAGCUUUGGCUAAGUCAUUGCAGGACCAGUUUGCUCAAAGACUUCGUAAGCAGAUUGACGAUGCUUGUGACGAGUGCAUGAUCAUAGACAGAAAACUUUGUGAAAAACCAAAUACAGUUGAGGAACUAUCUGAAAAGAGAGAGUGGAUGAAGCAAAUUCCUGAACAGCUAAGAGUUUAUAAAGAGCGACUUAAAAAGACACUUGCAGAAUAUGAUGUCUUGGAAGAUUUCUUUUACCUUAUACCAAAGGAUGAUUUCAGUAAGAAGUGGGCUGCUAUUGGAUGGCCUCAAAAGAUUUUCAGACAGAUAGAAAAAACAACUGUAAAACACAAGGAGGAUGAGGAACGUUUCCACAAAAUUCAACAAAGUGAACAGAACAACUUUGAGGAACAGAUUGACUCUUUACAAAUGCUGGUUGCUGGUUUUGCAGGUUUUGCAGACAUGAACCAUGCACAUGAGUUGGCCAGUAAGGUGAAACGUACAAAGAAGGACCUGGAGGACUGUCAGGCUAUGGCCCAAAUCUACAACAGGAGAGAACGUCUGCUUCAGCUGCCUUUGACAAAUUAUGAUCGUCUGCAUAAUUUAGUUGGGGAAUUUCAGCCUUAUGAGGACCUAUGGACAACCACCUCCAACUGGUUACACUGGCAUGAGAGCUGGCUCAAUGACCCACUGUCGUCUAUUGACUCUGAACAGCUUGAGAGCAAUGUCACAGAGGCUUACAAGAUCAUGCAGAAAUGUGUCAAACAGUUUAAAGAUAAUCCAGGAUGUCAUAUGGUGGCAGCUUUUAUUCAGAGAAAAAUUGAGGAAUUCCGGCCUUACAUUCCACUAAUUCAAGGACUUAACAACCCUGGAAUGAGAAGUCGCCACUGGGAGAUGCUUUCAGAGCAUAUUCACAUGAAGAUGCAAUUCCAAGCCAAUCUGACUUUCUCACGCUGCCUUGAGCUUGGUUUGCAAAACUAUGGAGCUGAAAUAGCACAGGUGGCUGAGGUGGCAGGAAAGGAAUACACCAUUGAACAGGCACUUAAUAAAAUGAAAGCUGAAUGGUCAGCUUUAGUCGUUGAUGUGCUGCCAUACAAGAACACUGGAACCUACAUUCUCAAAAGUCCAGAGGAAGCUUCCCAAUUGCUAGAUGACCACAUUGUCAUGACCCAGAGCAUGUCACUCUCACCAUUUAAAAAAUACUUUGAAAGUCGCAUAGCCAACUGGGAGAGUAAACUGAAAAUGACUCAAGAUGUGCUAGAGGAAUGGCUGACAUGCCAGCGUUCUUUGCUUUACCUUGAGCCCAUUUUCAGCUCCCCAGAUAUUAACCAACAACUGCCCAAUGAAGCAGGGCAAUACCAACAAAUGGAAAAAAUGUGGACAACAGUGAUGAGAAAAGCUAACAAUAAUCGCAAGAUAAUUGAGUUGUGUCCAGAUGCCCGUUUAUUGUCUACUCUGAAGACGUCCAACUCACUCUUAGAACAAGUACAGAAAGGUCUCAGUGAGUACUUGGAGACAAAGAGACGUUCUUUUCCAAGGUUUUACUUCCUAUCAGACGAUGAGUUGCUUGAAAUUUUGUCCCAGACCAAAGAUCCCACAGCUGUUCAGCCACAUUUACGCAAAUGCUUUGAGAACAUUGCACGGCUAAAAUUUCAGCCUGACUUACAAAUCACUGACAUGUACUCUGGAGAAGGAGAGGAAGUGAAGCUUUUCCAGUCUGUACAGCCUACUGGUGAUGUGGAAGACUGGCUCAGAAAUGUAGAGAAGUCAAUGAAAGCUACAGUAAAAGAUAAUAUUGACCGAUCAUUAAAAGUCUACUAUGAGCAACCUCGGGAGAAGUGGGUUUUGUCAUGGCCUGGUCAGGUGGUGAUUGCUGGAUGCCAAGUAUUCUGGACUGCCGAGGUAUCGGAAGCUAUAGAGAAAGGAGACUUGGCUAAUCAUCUUUAUCCUCAACUGCAAACACAGUUGGGUAACUUAGUCAAACUGGUCAGAGGAAAUUUGUCCAGAAUGCAAAGGGCUGUUCUGUCUGCCCUCAUUGUCAUAGAAGUCCAUGCAAAAGAUGUUGCUGCUGAACUGGUCCAGCAAAAGCUUUCAAAUAUUAAUGACUUUGAAUGGAUCAGCCAGCUCAGAUACUACUGGGCAAGAGAUGACUUGUAUGUCCGUGUGGUAAAUGCAGAGUUUUUGUAUGGAUAUGAAUAUCUUGGUAACUCUGGUCGGCUGGUUAUCACCCCACUGACAGACAGAUGUUACCUAACGCUAACAGGGGCUCUUCAUUUGAAAUUUGGAGGGGCUCCUGCGGGCCCAGCUGGUACAGGAAAGACCGAGACCACCAAAGAUCUUGGAAAGGCCCUAGCAAUCCAGACUGUGGUGUUCAACUGUUCAGAUCAGCUCGACUUCAAGGCCAUGGGGAAAUUCUUUAAAGGACUAGCCAGCUCUGGCGCUUGGGCAUGCUUUGAUGAAUUUAAUCGUAUAGAUGUGGAAGUGCUUUCUGUAGUGGCACAACAAAUUACCACUAUACAAAAGGCUCAACAGCAAAGAGUUAAAAGCUUUGAAUUUGAGGGGACUGAAAUCACACUUGUUCCCUCCUGCGCUGUGUUUAUUACAAUGAAUCCUGGAUAUGCUGGCCGCACAGAACUGCCUGACAAUCUUAAGGCUCUGUUUCGUCCUGUGGCUAUGAUGGUGCCCAACUAUGCUAUGAUUGCUGAAAUUUCUUUAUACUCAUUUGGCUUUAGUGAUGCCAAAAUCCUUUCAAAGAAAAUAACAUCUACUUUUAAGCUAUCCUCUGAACAGCUUAGCUCACAGGAUCAUUAUGACUUCGGUAUGAGAGCUGUAAAAUCUGUGAUUUCGGCAGCUGGAAACCUCAAGAGAGAACAUCCUGAGAUGAAUGAAGAGUUAAUUUGUCUGCGAGCCAUUAAUGACGUCAAUGUGCCAAAGUUUCUUCAAGAUGACUUGAAACUGUUCAGUGGGAUUGUGUCUGAUCUGUUCCCCAAGACAAAACAGGAGCCAAUCAGUUAUGGAACACUGGAGCAAUCCAUGCGCAGUGUUUGUGUUGAGAGGAACUUGAAAGAUGUUGAUGGGUUUAUUCAUAAAUGUAUUCAGCUUUAUGAAACUACAGUGGUGAGACAUGGCCUUAUGCUUGUGGGACCUCCUGGAUCCGGUAAAACAAGGUGUUAUGAGAUACUAGCUGCAGCCAUAACAGCUCUAAAAGGCAAGCCCUCAGUGAGUGGUGGACAGUACGAAGCUGUUCAGGCAUAUGUUCUCAAUCCCAAAUCUAUCACUAUGGGACAGCUUUAUGGAGAAUAUGACCUACUCACACAGGAAUGGACAGAUGGAAUCCUUUCAGCUCUUGUUCGUGAAGGGGCAUCAUCCAUGGACCAAGUGAAGAAGUGGUACAUGUUUGACGGUCCUGUGGAUGCUGUGUGGAUUGAGAACAUGAACACAGUACUGGAUGAUAACAAAAAACUGUGCCUAAGCUCAGGGGAGAUUAUCAAGAUCACAGAUGUGAUGACCAUGAUGUUUGAGGUGCAGGACUUGGCUGUGGCUUCCCCAGCUACAGUGUCCCGCUGUGGAAUGGUCUACCUGGAACCUAGUAUUCUGGGCCUAACUCCUUUUACAGAAUGCUGGCUGAAGCAGAUCCCUGAUGCUUUAAAACCUCACUCAGACCAGCUUAAUUCCCUCUUCUCCAGAUUCCUCAAGGACUCAUUAAGGUUCGUUCGUGGACAUGUUAAAGAGGUUAUCACAUCUCUUGACAGCAAUCUGACAUGCAGUCUUCUUAAACUUAUGGAUUGCUUUUUUGACCCUUUUAAUCAUAAAGAGAAUGAACGACCACUACCUCAGCAUAAAGUGAAGCGCCUAAAAGAAGUGAUUGAGCCCUGGUUUUUCUUCUCUCUGGUGUGAAGUGUUGGAGCCACAGGAGAUGCAACAAGCUGUCAGCACUUCAGUAACUGGCUAAGAGAGAAAAUGGCAGAAGAGAAUAUUGAGUUAUGUUUUCCAGCUGGCGGUUUGGUUUACGACUACAAACUCAACGAUGGUGGAAUAAGUAACUUUGAGGAUGAUGAUGAUGAUCCAAAAAAAAGCAAAGUACAGUGGAUCAGCUGGAUGAAAGAUUCACCAAAUUUUGUCAUUACAGCAGAAACCAAGUAUGCCGACAUUGUUGUGCCCACCCCUGAUACAAUGAGAAUGACUUUCCUGCUUGACAUGCUAUUGAAUAAUAAGAAACCGGUUCUGUGUUUUGGUCCAACUGGAACUGGGAAGACCCUCACUCUGUCAGAUAAACUACUCAAAAACAUGUCAUCAGACUACAUUUCCCACUUUCUCAUGUUCUCUGCUCGCACUUCAGCGAACCAGACUCAAGAUUACAUAGACAAUAAACUAGUUAAAAGGCGGAAAAAUGUGUUUGGGCCUCCAAAGGGAAAGUAUUUCAUAUUCUUCAUUGAUGACCUUAACAUGCCAAUGUUAGAAACAUAUGGUGCUCAACCACCUAUUGAGCUUCUGCGACAGUGGAUGGAUCAUGGGGGCUGGUAUGACAGGAAGCAGAUAGGCACCUUUAGACACUUGGUAGAUAUAAAUUUUGCCUGUGCCAUGGGGCCUCCUGGUGGAGGACGAAAUCCCAUCACACCACGAUUCUCUCGGCACUUCAACUUCUUGUCUUUUACUGAAAUGGAUGAUACCAGCAAGAAGCACAUUUUUACCUCCAUUCUAGGCACCUGGAUGGUGCCAGCUAUCCAGUCACUGAAUGAGACUCUUGUUGAUGCCACUAUUCGAGUCUACUCUACGAUAACUUCUCAGCUUCUUCCAACUCCAGCCAAAUCUCAUUAUACUUUCAACCUCAGAGACCUGUCCAAGGUUUUCCAGGGCAUGCUCAUGGCUAAUGCUGAUACAAUUGAGGAGAAAUCACAGUUGCUCCAGUUGUGGUACCAUGAAAGCUGUCGGGUUUUUCAGGACCGCCUUGUCUGUGUUGAGGACAGAGAAUGGUUUAACGCACUCCUGAAAGACUGUAUCCAAGAAUUUGGGUGCAAGGUUGAAGAAGAAGUUUUAACAUGUCAGCCAGUUUUAUUUGGAGACUUCAUGGGUUCUGGACCUGACAAUAAAAUGUAUGCCUUAAUUGACAACAAGGAUGAGUUAGUAGAGGUCAUCGUAGAGUACAUGGAAGACUAUAAUCAAAGCAGCAAAACAAAAAUGAAACUAGUGCUUUUCAUGGAUGCUAUAGAACAUGUGUGUCGUAUCAGCCGUAUCCUGCGCCAGCCUUUAGGCAAUGCUCUUUUGCUGGGUGUAGGUGGCAGCGGCCGCCAGUCUUUGACCAAACUGGCCUCCUAUAUGUCUAACUAUGAGUGUUUUCAGAUUGAACUGUCCAAAAACUAUGGUCUAUCAGAAUGGAGAGAAGACCUGAAAGGUAUUAUGCUGAAGGCUGGCCUUCAAAACCAGUCAAUCACUUUCCUCUUUGUAGAUACACAGAUAAAAAGUGAGUCUUUCCUGGAAGAUAUCAAUAACAUCUUAAACUCUGGGGAUGUUCCCAAUCUGUAUGCUAAUGAUGAGGAGGAACUGAUACUUACUACAAUGAAGCCAGCAGUUUUAGAGCUGGGUCAGCAGCCAACUAAGGCUAAUCUUAUGGCUGCAUACCUCAAGAAGGUCCGGAGCAAUAUUCAUACAGUUCUGUGCAUGAGUCCUAUAGGGGAGGUAUUUCGUGCACGUCUGAGGCAGUUCCCUUCACUGGUUACCUGCUGCACUAUUGAUUGGUUCAGUGCCUGGCCGGAGGAUGCUCUUCAAGCUGUGGCUUCUACUUUUCUGAAUGAGAUGUCCGACCUUGAAGCCAGUGAUGAAGCUCUUAGAGGAAUUGGUAAAAUGACUCUUAUGUGUGUGAAGAUCCACCAAAUGGUAGCCAAGAAGUGUGAACAAUUCAAGGCUGAGCUUUCACGAUACAAUUAUGUAACACCAAAAAGCUAUUUGGAAUUGCUCAAUAUUUUCUCAAACCUCACUUCACAUAAAAAAAAUCAAUUAAGUAGUGCACGACUGCGCAUGAAAACUGGUCUGGACAAACUUCUCAGCACUGCAGACGAUGUGAAAAAGAUGCAGGAAGAGUUGGUAAAAAUGAGGCCAAGUUUGGAGGAGGCUGCUCAGGAUACUGAGGUCACUAUGGAGACAAUAAAAAAAGAUACAAUCAUUGCUGAGGAAACACGUAAAUCAGUGCAAGAAGAUGAAUCUAAAGCCAAGAAAAAAGCACAAAUAGCAGAGGCCAUUGCAACUGAUGCACAGAGAGACUUGGAUGAGGCUUUACCUGCACUGGAGGAUGCACUCACAAGCCUAAAGUCACUCAACAAAAAUGAUGUUACUGAGGUGCGAGCUUUACAGCGACCACCUCCUGGUGUAAAGUUGGUCAUAGAGGCAGUGUGUAUUAUGAAGGGUAUUAAACCUAAGAAGGUACCUGGAGAGAAGCCAGGUACGAAGGUGGAUGACUACUGGGAACCAGGAAAGGGUCUGCUGAAAGACCCUGGUAAAUUUUUGGAGGGCCUGUUCAACUAUGAUAAGGACAACAUUCCAGAUACUGUGAUCCAGCUGAUCCAGCCCUACAUGGACAAUGAGGAAUUUCAACCAGCUGCUAUUGCCAAAGUGUCCAAAGCCUGUACAUCCAUUUGCCAGUGGACAAGGGCAAUGUAUACAUAUAAUUUCGCAGCAAAGGCGGUUGAGCCUAAAAGGCAAGCGCUUCAGGAGGCCAGGGAAGACUUAGCUAUGACCCAACAAAUGCUAGAUGAUUCCAAAGCAAAGCUGGCAGCCGUUGAGGGUGGAAUUGCCGCUUUACAGGCAAAGUAUGAGGCCUGUAUAGCAAGGAAAAAUGAACUGGAGAAUCAGUAUGACCUAUGUGAAAAACGGAGAGUUCGUGCAGAUAAGCUCACAGGAGGACUUGCUGAUGAGAAGGUACGCUGGAAGGAAACUGUACAAAAUUUGGAUGACAUGAUCAAUAAUGUGACAGGAGAUGUUCUUCUGUCUGCUGGUUAUGUAGCAUACUUGGGACCAUUUACUGGGGAGUAUAGGGCUGCUAUGGCUGAGGAGUGGCUUCAUUGUUUCAAGGAGUUAAAUGUUCCCCACACUAGAGAACCCAACUUGAUCAACACACUUGGAGAUCCAGUGAAUAUUCGCUCAUGGCAGAUUGCAGGAUUGCCAAAGGAUAACCUUUCAGCAGAGAAUGGUGUGAUUUCCCAGUAUUCUUUGCGCUGGGCUCUUUUCAUUGAUCCUCAAGGACAAGCCAAUAAAUGGAUUAAAAACAUGGAGCAAGAAAAUGGACUUGAGGUUGUGAAGCUUACUGACCAAGACUUUCUGCGCAGCCUAGAGAAUGCCAUACGUUUCGGCAAACCUGCCCUCUUGGAGAACGUGGGGGAGGAACUUGAUCCUGCAUUGGAACCUGUUUUGUUAAAGCAGACCUUUAAGCAGUCAGGCAGCACAAUGCUCAAGAUUGGUGAUUCAGUAAUCCCAUAUCAUGAAAACUUCAGAAUGUAUAUUACCACCAAGCUCCCAAAUCCACACUACUCACCAGAAGUCUCCACCAAAGUUACACUGAUAAAUUUCACCUUAUCUCCAAGUGGACUUCAGGACCAGCUGCUUGCUCAAGUUGUGGCUAAAGAGUGUGCAGACUUAGAAGAAACAAAAAAUCAGCUCAUUAUUAGUAAUGCCCAAAUGAAACAGGAACUAAAAGAGAUUGAGGAUGAGAUUCUUCUGCGACUCAGUUCUACAGAAGGAAACCCUGUGGACAAUGAGGAACUAAUUCAAGUUUUAGCAGCUUCCAAAGUCAAAGCGGGGGAAAUUAAGGACAAAGUGACAUCUGCUGAAAAAACUGAACGUGAAAUUGAUGCAACACGUCUGGAGUAUGUUCCUGUGGCAGUACGGACCCAGCUUCUCUUCUUCUGUGUUUCUGACCUCUCCAGCGUGGAUCCAAUGUAUCAGUAUUCUUUGGAGUGGUUCCUUGGCAUCUUUGUGUCAGCCAUUGCAAACUCUAAGAAAGCAGAUAUUUUAGAGCAAAGAAUUGCCAACAUAAAUGAAUAUUUCACAUUCAGCCUGUACACCAAUGUGUGUCGCAGCUUGUUUGAGAAGCACAAACUUAUGUUUGCCUUCCUUCUGUGUGCACGCAUACUGAUGAAUAGGAAAAAAAUUAAUAUGAUUGAAUGGCGGCUUCUGUUAUCUGGAGCAAUGCCAACAAAAGAGCUUCAAAAUCCUGCAGUGAGCUGGUUAUCAGAGCGGACCUGGCAGGACAUCCUGGGCCUCAGUACUCUACCGAACUUCAUAAAUCUGGCAGAGAGUUUCUCACAACACCUACAAGGAUUCAAGAUGAUUUUUGACAGCAACCAACCACACAGGGAGCCAUUACCUGGCGAUUGGGACACAAAUUUGGACUCAUUUCAGAAGCUUUUAGUGUUGCGCUGUUUGAGGGCCGAUUGUCUUAUUCAGGGUUUUCAAGACUUUGUGGCAGCUAAACUGGGUCAGCAAUUCAUAGAACCUCAGACAUCUGAUUUAUCUGAGGUCUUCAAAGAUUCUUCCCACACGACUCCUCUCAUCUUUGUCCUGUCACCUGGUACUGACCCUGCAGCAGACCUGUACAAGUUUGCUGAUGUCAUGCAGUUCUCCAAGAAGAUGAGCGCUAUCUCUCUAGGCCAAGGCCAGGGCCCCCGGGCUGAGAUCAUGAUGCACGCUGCCAUGAUGAAAGGACAUUGGGUCUUCUUCCAGAACUGUCACUUGGCUCCCAGCUGGAUGCCUGCACUAGAGAGACUGAUUGAACAUAUCGACCCUGGAAAGGUACACAAGGACUUCCGUUUGUGGCUUACAAGUCUUCCAAGCAACAAGUUUCCUGUCUCUAUUCUCCAAAAUGGGUCCAAGAUGACCAUUGAGCCCCCGAGGGGAAUCAAAGCUAACCUUCAGAGAACUUAUCUAAAGCUCACAAAUGACUUUAUCAACUCCUCUACCAAGAUUAAUGUCUUCAAGCCGUUGCUUCUCUCUCUGUCUUUGUUUCAUGGGAUUGCAUUGAGAAGAAGGUUUGGUGCACUUGGAUUCAAUAUUCCCUAUGAGUUCACAGAUGGAGACUUGAAUAUUUGCAUCAGCCAGCUAAAGAUGUUUCUGGAUGAGUAUCGUAACAUUCCUUACAAGGUGUUGAAGUACACUGCUGGGGAGAUCAAUUAUGGGGGCAGGGUGACAGAUGACUGGGACCGGCGCUGUCUGCUCAGUAUUCUGGAGGAUUUCUAUUGCCCGGCUGUGCUUGAGGUCAAUCAUAGCUACUCUCCUUCUGGAGUGUAUCGACAGAUUGACACAAGUCUGGACGUUAAGGGCUACUUAGCAUACAUCAGUGGGCUACCAAUCAAUGACACUCCUGAAAUAUUUGGUCUUCAUGACAAUGCCAACAUCAGCUUCGCCCAAAAUGAAACCUUUACCCUCUUGGGGACAGUUGUUCAGCUCGAGCCUCGAGCUUCUUCUGCUGGUGGCAAAAGCCUUGAAGAGAUUGUAGAGGACAUUGCGACUGGUAUUAUGGAAAAGAUUCCUCCAGCCUUCAAUGUGAAAGAGGUCAUGGCCAAGUACCCUGUUCUGUAUGAAGAGUCCAUGAACACAGUGCUCAUCCAGGAAGUCAUUAGAUAUAACAAGCUGCUGGACGUCAUCUCGAGGAGCCUCAGAGAUAUAGUGAAGGCCCUAAAGGGUUUAGUGGUGAUGUCAUCAGAACUGGAGCUUAUGGCCAACAGCCUCUUCAACAAUGCAGUGCCUGAAAUGUGGAAGGCCAAGGCCUACCCAUCUCUGAAACCUUUGGCUUCAUGGGUGAUAGACCUGCUUCAAAGGACCAGUUUCCUGCAGAGGUGGAUCUCCAGAGGCAUCCCCCCUGUCUUCUGGAUUAGUGGAUUCUUCUUCCCCCAGGCCUUUCUCACUGGAACCCUCCAGAAUUAUGCCCGGCGUUCGAGCACCUCUAUUGACAUAAUUGGAUUUGAUUUUGAGGUAAUAACUAAAUCUGUGUCAGAGAUAAAGGAGAAGCCAGACACAGGCUGUUAUAUCCAUGGACUAUUCCUGGAGGGAGCUCGCUGGGAUAAUAGGGAAGGUCGGCUCGCACAGUCCAGGCCCAAAGAGCUCUACACUGAAAUGGCCGUCAUCUGGCUCAUUCCUACGCCUAAUCGGAACCCACCAAUAUCAGGCAUCUAUGUGUGCCCCAUCUACAAGACCCUCACACGUGCUGGAACUCUGUCUACAACAGGACAUUCUACUAACUAUGUGAUGGCUGUGGAACUGCCUACUGACCAGACUCAGGGGCACUGGAUCAAACAAGGAGUGGCCCUCAUCUGUGCUUUAGAUUAUUAAAAUGAAAGUUACAUUGAAAAUAUUCAGUAAAGUGUUAUCCAUUGGAUAUAAGUAGGAUGAUAUAAGUUGACGCUUGGGUACAGGUAGCCAAGUUGUGGAUAUUACAACAUUAUAGAAACUGGUUGGGUUUA